Loa loa (African eye worm) is the source of this 1621-nucleotide messenger RNA. Its product is annotated as ACL-8 protein. NCBI's taxonomy places the organism in Eukaryota, Metazoa, Nematoda, Chromadorea, Rhabditida, Onchocercidae. Gene Ontology annotation, molecular function: acyltransferase activity. The transcript is spliced from 7 exons. The record is from RefSeq and is a predicted model, not a curated record. Gene Ontology annotation, cellular component: endomembrane system. Bases 228 to 1373 code for a protein of 381 amino acids.
AUCAAGAGAAGAAAAUUGGAAAUAUUCAAAUGGAUUAAAUUAUUUCGUCAAAAAAUGGCAUAUAUCAGCGAAUCGGUAGCAGAAAGCAUACUUGUUGUUUUCUCAUGUGACAUUUUUUUUCCCUCCCAAAUAUGUUUUAUUGAAUGGAUCAAAGAUCAUUAUCAUUCUGAAUGAUCGAUUAUAUGGCCGUUUGGCUAAUUUUUAUGAAUAUCAUUUUUAGCUAGUAUAUGAUGGCUGUGCCAAAAUUAACAGGCUUAUUUUUCUGGUUACUAUUGUUUUUAUCAUCUUUUCUUGGGUCCAUAUUUCUUCUUUUUCCAUUUAUCCCACUUGUAUAUUUUGCUCCAUGUGUGUGGCGUACCAUAGCUGAUUGUUUCAUUGGUUAUUGGCUAUUUUUACCUUCAUCAUUAUGUGAUUAUAUACUGGGAGUGAAAUUUCACAUCACUGGGGAUAUGAUAAGUUGUUCCGAACCAGCGUUGAUCAUCAUGAAUCACAGAACACGACUUGAUUGGAUGUUCUUUUGGAAUGCACUUUACAAGAUGGAUCCAUGGUUACUUACAACUGAGAAAAUAUCAUUGAAACAACCGUUAAAAUGUAUUCCUGGCGCAGGAUGGGCAAUGCAAUGCGCAGCUUAUUUGUUCUUAGAACGUAACUAUAAAAGUGAUGCUGAUACCAUUAAUGAUAUGAUCACUUAUUACAAAGAUGUGGGACGUCAUUACCAGAUUUUGCUGUUUCCGGAAGGAACCGAUCAUAGUAAACGAGCUGCAAAGCGUAGUGAUGAAUUUGCAAUGCAACGCGGUUUACCGAUAUACCACUUUGUUUUACAUCCCCGUACGAAGGGUUUUUCUUAUAUGAUACAAGUAAUGCGUCAAAAAAGUUACCUAAAGAAUGUUUACGACAUAACGGUGGGAUAUCCAGAUGAGAUCGUCAGUUCAGAAUUGGAAAUACUCCAAAACGGCCGCUUUCCACAUGCUGUACACUUCGAUGUAAAGAAAUAUAAUGAAAAUGAUUUACCUAAAGAUAACUGUGGUUUGGCUAAUUGGAUCAAUAAAAUUUGGAGAGAGAAAGAGAAUCGAUUGGAGAAUUUUUAUAAGGCUGAUGUCUCCCACAGACAGUUUUUGCCGUGUAGUGAGAAAGAGAAGUGGCCGGUACAUACGGCAGGUAUUGGUUAUUACUGUGCAUUUUUAUUUUGGAUAGCGAUAUCUGUAGUAUGGAUUUACUUCAUCAUUUGUUUUUUCUUUGUCAGGAUUUACGUGUUCUUUGCUUGCCUUUUUUACGUCUUUUGUCACUGGCAAUAUGCUGGUGUACAAAAUUUAGCACUGCAAUUAUUCAAGCAACAACAACAACAACAACAAAUGAAUCAGAAAUUUGAAUAAUAUUCAAGUAUACACACUCAUUGUUUCUUGUAUUUUAUACCUCGGGGAAAUACUUUGAUAUGUUGUACUUCUUUACAUCGAAGUAAGAAGAAUUGCGUGAACUUUCGCUUUUUGCGUUUUCUUCCAUUAUUUAUUCAUCAAUUUUUUUCCAUGUUACACCCAUCCUAGAUAUGUUUUGGUUCGUAAUAUGAGGAGGCAAUGCUGAUGAACGCCAAAUGAGAGUUAUGCUUCUCUAGCUUCAGUUAAUC